AUGGCCACGUCAUCUUCCACGUCAGCAGAAGCAGCGGACGUCGUGGCAGCACGGCGACGGCCGCACGACGACUCGUCCGACGCGUCCGUUCCGCUAAUCACGCCGCUCAUAUCGCCGUCUCCGCCAAAUCCGCCGCGGUUUCAGCCUUUCGAACUCGAUCAUGCCGAUGCACCCGCGCCGUCCUCUCCGAAUCGCGUUCACAGUGCCACGUGUCAUCGCGGCUCGAGAAGUCGCUGGCGGAGCCUUCUUGCGAGAUUUUCCUCUUACCUGCCUCAGCCCCUCCCCCUCCUCUCGUCUUAUAUCGAAAACUCCUGCUCUUGCUCCGCUUCAAGCACACCCGUUACAAGUACUUUCGGCAGUCAGUUUUCCGCCUUAAUACCUCGUAGCUAUUCCCAUUCGCUACUAGAAAUUCGCCGCUAUUCGCCACGUGUCCUCUGCCUAUUGGCCCUCCUACUCUUCCUCUGCCCCUCUCUCCUCUUUCUCUUCUUUCCCCAGUCAUCCAAUCUCCUUCGAGCGCUCUCCUCCCUCCUCCAAUCCGAAGGCGCCACGUGUCCCGCGGCUGUCACGGGUCUGGCGCACGUGUACCAGCUGAAUCCGCGCUUCGGCGCGCAUUUCGAGGGCGAGGCGGAAUUCGCGCUGUGGGAAUCGCGGUGCGGGGGAGGCGGGAGAGGCGGGGGAGGGGGAAGGAGAGGGGGAAGGGGAGGGGGAGACGUUGGGGGGAGUGGGGAAGACGGGAACGAUGGUGUGUCUAACGAAGAGGCUCUUAUGGGAGGGGGGGAGUAUAGCCUGAGUGACUAUAGCGCAGGUGCCUCAAGAGGAGGUGAUGACGUGGCAGGAAGAAGGGAGCGACGAACAUGGGAAAGAAUGUGGAAAGGGAGGGCGGGAAGCGGGAGCAGAGGGGGGGAGCUGGGGAAGGCGGGGCUGGGGGCGGGGAAGGGGAGGGAGAGGGGAUGGAGGAAAGGGGGAGUGUGGGGGGAGGGGAAGGAGUGGAGGGAGGAGGCCGGGUUGAGAAGGCUGAGGCGAUUGCUGCAGAGAGAUGAGGAGAGAGUUCAGGCUUUACUACAUAGCAGUGGGACUCGGCACACUCCCCCGCACCUACUUUCUCGACAUAGACACGGGAAGCCACGUCUCCUGGGUGGCGUGCGAUGCUAUGUCAUGCCCCUGUGUCCCCUCCCCAUUCCUCCCCUCGCGCCCCCGCUUCCCUUAUUCCUCCCUUGUCCCUCCGCUGUCUUCCCCCCCAGGCUUUACUACAUAGCAGUGGGACUUGGCACACCCCCCCGCACCUACUUUCUCGACAUAGACACGGGAAGCCACGUCUCCUGGGUGGCGUGCGAUGCUAUGUCAUGCCCCUGUGAGCGGGGGGGGGGGGGGGGGCAUGCUCACAUUGCCUGUGUCUAUGCUCCCAUUCUGUCUUGUCUUGCACCCCUGUCUGCAAUUUCCCCAAUCUUUCCUCUGUCCCAACCCCUCUUCCCCCCCCCCCCCAGGCUUUACUACAUAGCAGUGGGACUUGGCACGCCUCCCCGCACCUAUUUUCUCGACAUAGACACCGGAAGCCAUGUCUCCUGGGUGGCCUGCGAUGCUCCCUGCGUGAACUGCGCUCAGGUGGGCUUCUGUUGCGUUCAGACUGCCAUUCCGACCUCUGCCAAGCCGCACAGACAGGCUUCAUCCGAGGCUGCUCCUCAGGCUCGGAAGACGAGCCUUCAGGCCCGGAAGAUGCCGAAGCUGUGGAUGCGGGUCGGGUUGAAGAGGGCGUUCAUACCAAGCCACGGCAUCUACAAGAGGCGUCCAGAGAGUGACAGCAGCAGCAGCAGCGGGCAGUGUGACUAUGACAUAGUCUACGCGGAUGGAAGCAGCUCCCAGGGUGUGCUUGUAACGGAUAGGUUACUGUUCCUGCACCCUUCUGGCACACUCAAGGCCACACCGUUCACAUUCGGGUGUGCAUACGACCAGGAGGGGGAUCUUGCCGUCUCCCCUGCUCGCUCCGAUGGCGUGUUGGGUCUUGGCCCUUCCAACCUCUCUCUCCCGGCACAGCUGUCCAGAGCAGGGGCAGGGCGCAACGUGUUCGGCCACUGUCUCGACUCGGCAGCAUCUGGGGGAGGUUACUUCUUCAUUGGGGAGGCGCUUUUGCCCAGCACCCUCACGUGGACGCCCCGUGCUGCAUUGAGUGACUCCCGCUACUACCACGCAUCGCUCCUCCACAUCUCCUACGGUUCCAAGAAGCUUGCCAUCGACGAUCCCAAGGCGCUCCACAACAAGCACGCAGGCUCUCAAUCUGCUAAUAACGAGGAUGGUGGAGUGGAGAGCGGAGGGGCAAUUUUCGACUCUGGGUCUUCAUUCGCCUACCUGCCUGCUGCUCUCUUUGAUGCUCUGCUAGAGAUGUGCCUCUGUUCACCUGCUGCUUAUAACGAGGAUGGGGGAGUGGAGAGAGGAGGGGCGAUAUUGGACUCAGGGUCGUCGUUCGCCUACCUGCCUGCUGCUCCCUUUGAGGCGCUGCUAGAAAUGGUGAGAAAGGUUUCCUCAGAUGCAUGGAUCGGAAGAGCUUACUGCUAUGGUGUGUCUGUUGGCUUACCUGCUGCUGUGUUCGUCUCUGGGUCGUCAUUUGCUUACCUGCCUGCUGCUGCUACUUUCAAACCAUUUCUGGAGAUGGUGAGUGGGACAUGGCGCAUCUUUUCCCAUCGCUCCUCCCUUUUCCUCCUCUUCCCUUCCCACGUAGCAGCCGAUGCAGUUGCAGCAGCAGGCACGCAGGCAGACACCAGCGCGUGCGACUGUGCUACCCCACUGCUGGCAGGCGGGCGGGUGUGGCACACCAGUUACCUCCCUGACGCUACUUCCCUGGUUCUUGGAACCAGUUACCUCCCUGACGCUACUUCCCUGGUUCUUGGAACCAGUUACCUCCCUGACGCUACUUCCCUGGUUCUUGGAACCAGUUACCUCCCUGACGCUACUUCCCUGGUUCUUGGAACCAGUUACCUCCCUGACGCUACUUCCCUGGUUCUUGGAACCAGUUACCUCCCUGACGCUACUUCCCUGGUUCUUGGAACCAGUUACCUCCCUGACGCUACUUCCCUGGUUCUUGGAACCAGUUACCUCCCUGACGCUACUUCCCUGGUUCUUGGAACCAGUUACCUCCCUGACGCUACUUCCCUGGUUCUUGGAACCAGUUACCUCCCUGACGCUACUUCCCUGGUUCUUGGAACCAGUUACCUCCCUGACGCUACUUCCCUGGUUCUUGGAACCAGUUACCUCCCUGACGCUACUUCCCUGGUUCUUGGAACCAGUUACCUCCCUGACGCUACUUCCCUGGUUCUUGGAACCAGUUACCUCCCUGACGCUACUUCCCUGGUUCUUGGAACCAGUUACCUCCCUGACGCUACUUCCCUGGUUCUUGGAACCAGUUACCUCCCUGACGCUACUUCCCUGGUUCUUGGAACCAGUUACCUCCCUGACGCUACUUCCCUGGUUCUUGGAACCAGUUACCUCCCUGACGCUACUUCCCUGGUUCUUGGAACCAGUUACCUCCCUGACGCUACUUCCCUGGUUCUUGGAACCAGUUACCUCCCUGACGCUACUUCCCUGGUUCUUGGAACCAGUUACCUCCCUGACGCUACUUCCCUGGUUCUUGGAACCAGUUACCUCCCUGACGCUACUUCCCUGGUUCUUGGAACCAGUUACCUCCCUGACGCUACUUCCCUGGUUCUUGGAACCAGUUACCUCCCUGACGCUACUUCCCUGGUUCUUGGAACCAGUUACCUCCCUGACGCUACUUCCCUGGUUCUUGGAACCAGUUACCUCCCUGACGCUACUUCCCUGGUUCUUGGAACCAGUUACCUCCCUGACGCUACUUCCCUGGUUCUUGGAACCAGUUACCUCCCUGACGCUACUUCCCUGGUUCUUGGAACCAGUUACCUCCCUGACGCUACUUCCCUGGUUCUUGGAACCAGUUACCUCCCUGACGCUACUUCCCUGGUUCUUGGAACCAGUUACCUCCCUGACGCUACUUCCCUGGUUCUUGGAACCAGUUACCUCCCUGACGCUACUUCCCUGGUUCUUGGAACCAGUUACCUCCCUGACGCUACUUCCCUGGUUCUUGGAACCAGUUACCUCCCUGACGCUACUUCCCUGGUUCUUGGAACCAGUUACCUCCCUGACGCUACUUCCCUGGUUCUUGGAACCAGUUACCUCCCUGACGCUACUUCCCUGGUUCUUGGAACCAGUUACCUCCCUGACGCUACUUCCCUGGUUCUUGGAACCAGUUACCUCCCUGACGCUACUUCCCUGGUUCUUGGAACCAGUUACCUCCCUGACGCUACUUCCCUGGUUCUUGGAACCAGUUACCUCCCUGACGCUACUUCCCUGGUUCUUGGAACCAGUUACCUCCCUGACGCUACUUCCCUGGUUCUUGGAACCAGUUACCUCCCUGACGCUACUUCCCUGGUUCUUGGAACCAGUUACCUCCCUGACGCUACUUCCCUGGUUCUUGGAACCAGUUACCUCCCUGACGCUACUUCCCUGGUUCUUGGAACCAGUUACCUCCCUGACGCUACUUCCCUGGUUCUUGGAACCAGUUACCUCCCUGACGCUACUUCCCUGGUUCUUGGAACCAGUUACCUCCCUGACGCUACUUCCCUGGUUCUUGGAACCAGUUACCUCCCUGACGCUACUUCCCUGGUUCUUGGAACCAGUUACCUCCCUGACGCUACUUCCCUGGUUCUUGGAACCAGUUACCUCCCUGACGCUACUUCCCUGGUUCUUGGAACCAGUUACCUCCCUGACGCUACUUCCCUGGUUCUUGGAACCAGUUACCUCCCUGACGCUACUUCCCUGGUUCUUGGAACCAGUUACCUCCCUGACGCUACUUCCCUGGUUCUUGGAACCAGUUACCUCCCUGACGCUACUUCCCUGGUUCUUGGAACCAGUUACCUCCCUGACGCUACUUCCCUGGUUCUUGGAACCAGUUACCUCCCUGACGCUACUUCCCUGGUUCUUGGAACCAGUUACCUCCCUGACGCUACUUCCCUGGUUCUUGGAACCAGUUACCUCCCUGACGCUACUUCCCUGGUUCUUGGAACCAGUUACCUCCCUGACGCUACUUCCCUGGUUCUUGGAACCAGUUACCUCCCUGACGCUACUUCCCUGGUUCUUGGAACCAGUUACCUCCCUGACGCUACUUCCCUGGUUCUUGGAACCAGUUACCUCCCUGACGCUACUUCCCUGGUUCUUGGAACCAGUUACCUCCCUGACGCUACUUCCCUGGUUCUUGGAACCAGUUACCUCCCUGACGCUACUUCCCUGGUUCUUGGAACCAGUUACCUCCCUGACGCUACUUCCCUGGUUCUUGGAACCAGUUACCUCCCUGACGCUACUUCCCUGGUUCUUGGAACCAGUUACCUCCCUGACGCUACUUCCCUGGUUCUUGGAACCAGUUACCUCCCUGACGCUACUUCCCUGGUUCUUGGAACCAGUUACCUCCCUGACGCUACUUCCCUGGUUCUUGGAACCAGUUACCUCCCUGACGCUACUUCCCUGGUUCUUGGAACCAGUUACCUCCCUGACGCUACUUCCCUGGUUCUUGGAACCAGUUACCUCCCUGACGCUACUUCCCUGGUUCUUGGAACCAGUUACCUCCCUGACGCUACUUCCCUGGUUCUUGGAACCAGUUACCUCCCUGACGCUACUUCCCUGGUUCUUGGAACCAGUUACCUCCCUGACGCUACUUCCCUGGUUCUUGGAACCAGUUACCUCCCUGACGCUACUUCCCUGGUUCUUGGAACCAGUUACCUCCCUGACGCUACUUCCCUGGUUCUUGGAACCAGUUACCUCCCUGACGCUACUUCCCUGGUUCUUGGAACCAGUUACCUCCCUGACGCUACUUCCCUGGUUCUUGGAACCAGUUACCUCCCUGACGCUACUUCCCUGGUUCUUGGAACCAGUUACCUCCCUGACGCUACUUCCCUGGUUCUUGGAACCAGUUACCUCCCUGACGCUACUUCCCUGGUUCUUGGAACCAGUUACCUCCCUGACGCUACUUCCCUGGUUCUUGGAACCAGUUACCUCCCUGACGCUACUUCCCUGGUUCUUGGAACCAGUUACCUCCCUGACGCUACUUCCCUGGUUCUUGGAACCAGUUACCUCCCUGACGCUACUUCCCUGGUUCUUGGAACCAGUUACCUCCCUGACGCUACUUCCCUGGUUCUUGGAACCAGUUACCUCCCUGACGCUACUUCCCUGGUUCUUGGAACCAGUUACCUCCCUGACGCUACUUCCCUGGUUCUUGGAACCAGUUACCUCCCUGACGCUACUUCCCUGGUUCUUGGAACCAGUUACCUCCCUGACGCUACUUCCCUGGUUCUUGGAACCAGUUACCUCCCUGACGCUACUUCCCUGGUUCUUGGAACCAGUUACCUCCCUGACGCUACUUCCCUGGUUCUUGGAACCAGUUACCUCCCUGACGCUACUUCCCUGGUUCUUGGAACCAGUUACCUCCCUGACGCUACUUCCCUGGUUCUUGGAACCAGUUACCUCCCUGACGCUACUUCCCUGGUUCUUGGAACCAGUUACCUCCCUGACGCUACUUCCCUGGUUCUUGGAACCAGUUACCUCCCUGACGCUACUUCCCUGGUUCUUGGAACCAGUUACCUCCCUGACGCUACUUCCCUGGUUCUUGGAACCAGUUACCUCCCUGACGCUACUUCCCUGGUUCUUGGAACCAGUUACCUCCCUGACGCUACUUCCCUGGUUCUUGGAACCAGUUACCUCCCUGACGCUACUUCCCUGGUUCUUGGAACCAGUUACCUCCCUGACGCUACUUCCCUGGUUCUUGGAACCAGUUACCUCCCUGACGCUACUUCCCUGGUUCUUGGAACCAGUUACCUCCCUGACGCUACUUCCCUGGUUCUUGGAACCAGUUACCUCCCUGACGCUACUUCCCUGGUUCUUGGAACCAGUUACCUCCCUGACGCUACUUCCCUGGUUCUUGGAACCAGUUACCUCCCUGACGCUACUUCCCUGGUUCUUGGAACCAGUUACCUCCCUGACGCUACUUCCCUGGUUCUUGGAACCAGUUACCUCCCUGACGCUACUUCCCUGGUUCUUGGAACCAGUUACCUCCCUGACGCUACUUCCCUGGUUCUUGGAACCAGUUACCUCCCUGACGCUACUUCCCUGGUUCUUGGAACCAGUUACCUCCCUGACGCUACUUCCCUGGUUCUUGGAACCAGUUACCUCCCUGACGCUACUUCCCUGGUUCUUGGAACCAGUUACCUCCCUGACGCUACUUCCCUGGUUCUUGGAACCAGUUACCUCCCUGACGCUACUUCCCUGGUUCUUGGAACCAGUUACCUCCCUGACGCUACUUCCCUGGUUCUUGGAACCAGUUACCUCCCUGACGCUACUUCCCUGGUUCUUGGAACCAGUUACCUCCCUGACGCUACUUCCCUGGUUCUUGGAACCAGUUACCUCCCUGACGCUACUUCCCUGGUUCUUGGAACCAGUUACCUCCCUGACGCUACUUCCCUGGUUCUUGGAACCAGUUACCUCCCUGACGCUACUUCCCUGGUUCUUGGAACCAGUUACCUCCCUGACGCUACUUCCCUGGUUCUUGGAACCAGUUACCUCCCUGACGCUACUUCCCUGGUUCUUGGAACCAGUUACCUCCCUGACGCUACUUCCCUGGUUCUUGGAACCAGUUACCUCCCUGACGCUACUUCCCUGGUUCUUGGAACCAGUUACCUCCCUGACGCUACUUCCCUGGUUCUUGGAACCAGUUACCUCCCUGACGCUACUUCCCUGGUUCUUGGAACCAGUUACCUCCCUGACGCUACUUCCCUGGUUCUUGGAACCAGUUACCUCCCUGACGCUACUUCCCUGGUUCUUGGAACCAGUUACCUCCCUGACGCUACUUCCCUGGUUCUUGGAACCAGUUACCUCCCUGACGCUACUUCCCUGGUUCUUGGAACCAGUUACCUCCCUGACGCUACUUCCCUGGUUCUUGGAACCAGUUACCUCCCUGACGCUACUUCCCUGGUUCUUGGAACCAGUUACCUCCCUGACGCUACUUCCCUGGUUCUUGGAACCAGUUACCUCCCUGACGCUACUUCCCUGGUUCUUGGAACCAGUUACCUCCCUGACGCUACUUCCCUGGUUCUUGGAACCAGUUACCUCCCUGACGCUACUUCCCUGGUUCUUGGAACCAGUUACCUCCCUGACGCUACUUCCCUGGUUCUUGGAACCAGUUACCUCCCUGACGCUACUUCCCUGGUUCUUGGAACCAGUUACCUCCCUGACGCUACUUCCCUGGUUCUUGGAACCAGUUACCUCCCUGACGCUACUUCCCUGGUUCUUGGAACCAGUUACCUCCCUGACGCUACUUCCCUGGUUCUUGGAACCAGUUACCUCCCUGACGCUACUUCCCUGGUUCUUGGAACCAGUUACCUCCCUGACGCUACUUCCCUGGUUCUUGGAACCAGUUACCUCCCUGACGCUACUUCCCUGGUUCUUGGAACCAGUUACCUCCCUGACGCUACUUCCCUGGUUCUUGGAACCAGUUACCUCCCUGACGCUACUUCCCUGGUUCUUGGAACCAGUUACCUCCCUGACGCUACUUCCCUGGUUCUUGGAACCAGUUACCUCCCUGACGCUACUUCCCUGGUUCUUGGAACCAGUUACCUCCCUGACGCUACUUCCCUGGUUCUUGGAACCAGUUACCUCCCUGACGCUACUUCCCUGGUUCUUGGAACCAGUUACCUCCCUGACGCUACUUCCCUGGUUCUUGGAACCAGUUACCUCCCUGACGCUACUUCCCUGGUUCUUGGAACCAGUUACCUCCCUGACGCUACUUCCCUGGUUCUUGGAACCAGUUACCUCCCUGACGCUACUUCCCUGGUUCUUGGAACCAGUUACCUCCCUGACGCUACUUCCCUGGUUCUUGGAACCAGUUACCUCCCUGACGCUACUUCCCUGGUUCUUGGAACCAGUUACCUCCCUGACGCUACUUCCCUGGUUCUUGGAACCAGUUACCUCCCUGACGCUACUUCCCUGGUUCUUGGAACCAGUUACCUCCCUGACGCUACUUCCCUGGUUCUUGGAACCAGUUACCUCCCUGACGCUACUUCCCUGGUUCUUGGAACCAGUUACCUCCCUGACGCUACUUCCCUGGUUCUUGGAACCAGUUACCUCCCUGACGCUACUUCCCUGGUUCUUGGAACCAGUUACCUCCCUGACGCUACUUCCCUGGUUCUUGGAACCAGUUACCUCCCUGACGCUACUUCCCUGGUUCUUGGAACCAGUUACCUCCCUGACGCUACUUCCCUGGUUCUUGGAACCAGUUACCUCCCUGACGCUACUUCCCUGGUUCUUGGAACCAGUUACCUCCCUGACGCUACUUCCCUGGUUCUUGGAACCAGUUACCUCCCUGACGCUACUUCCCUGGUUCUUGGAACCAGUUACCUCCCUGACGCUACUUCCCUGGUUCUUGGAACCAGUUACCUCCCUGACGCUACUUCCCUGGUUCUUGGAACCAGUUACCUCCCUGACGCUACUUCCCUGGUUCUUGGAACCAGUUACCUCCCUGACGCUACUUCCCUGGUUCUUGGAACCAGUUACCUCCCUGACGCUACUUCCCUGGUUCUUGGAACCAGUUACCUCCCUGACGCUACUUCCCUGGUUCUUGGAACCAGUUACCUCCCUGACGCUACUUCCCUGGUUCUUGGAACCAGUUACCUCCCUGACGCUACUUCCCUGGUUCUUGGAACCAGUUACCUCCCUGACGCUACUUCCCUGGUUCUUGGAACCAGUUACCUCCCUGACGCUACUUCCCUGGUUCUUGGAACCAGUUACCUCCCUGACGCUACUUCCCUGGUUCUUGGAACCAGUUACCUCCCUGACGCUACUUCCCUGGUUCUUGGAACCAGUUACCUCCCUGACGCUACUUCCCUGGUUCUUGGAACCAGUUACCUCCCUGACGCUACUUCCCUGGUUCUUGGAACCAGUUACCUCCCUGACGCUACUUCCCUGGUUCUUGGAACCAGUUACCUCCCUGACGCUACUUCCCUGGUUCUUGGAACCAGUUACCUCCCUGACGCUACUUCCCUGGUUCUUGGAACCAGUUACCUCCCUGACGCUACUUCCCUGGUUCUUGGAACCAGUUACCUCCCUGACGCUACUUCCCUGGUUCUUGGAACCAGUUACCUCCCUGACGCUACUUCCCUGGUUCUUGGAACCAGUUACCUCCCUGACGCUACUUCCCUGGUUCUUGGAACCAGUUACCUCCCUGACGCUACUUCCCUGGUUCUUGGAACCAGUUACCUCCCUGACGCUACUUCCCUGGUUCUUGGAACCAGUUACCUCCCUGACGCUACUUCCCUGGUUCUUGGAACCAGUUACCUCCCUGACGCUACUUCCCUGGUUCUUGGAACCAGUUACCUCCCUGACGCUACUUCCCUGGUUCUUGGAACCAGUUACCUCCCUGACGCUACUUCCCUGGUUCUUGGAACCAGUUACCUCCCUGACGCUACUUCCCUGGUUCUUGGAACCAGUUACCUCCCUGACGCUACUUCCCUGGUUCUUGGAACCAGUUACCUCCCUGACGCUACUUCCCUGGUUCUUGGAACCAGUUACCUCCCUGACGCUACUUCCCUGGUUCUUGGAACCAGUUACCUCCCUGACGCUACUUCCCUGGUUCUUGGAACCAGUUACCUCCCUGACGCUACUUCCCUGGUUCUUGGAACCAGUUACCUCCCUGACGCUACUUCCCUGGUUCUUGGAACCAGUUACCUCCCUGACGCUACUUCCCUGGUUCUUGGAACCAGUUACCUCCCUGACGCUACUUCCCUGGUUCUUGGAACCAGUUACCUCCCUGACGCUACUUCCCUGGUUCUUGGAACCAGUUACCUCCCUGACGCUACUUCCCUGGUUCUUGGAACCAGUUACCUCCCUGACGCUACUUCCCUGGUUCUUGGAACCAGUUACCUCCCUGACGCUACUUCCCUGGUUCUUGGAACCAGUUACCUCCCUGACGCUACUUCCCUGGUUCUUGGAACCAGUUACCUCCCUGACGCUACUUCCCUGGUUCUUGGAACCAGUUACCUCCCUGACGCUACUUCCCUGGUUCUUGGAACCAGUUACCUCCCUGACGCUACUUCCCUGGUUCUUGGAACCAGUUACCUCCCUGACGCUACUUCCCUGGUUCUUGGAACCAGUUACCUCCCUGACGCUACUUCCCUGGUUCUUGGAACCAGUUACCUCCCUGACGCUACUUCCCUGGUUCUUGGAACCAGUUACCUCCCUGACGCUACUUCCCUGGUUCUUGGAACCAGUUACCUCCCUGACGCUACUUCCCUGGUUCUUGGAACCAGUUACCUCCCUGACGCUACUUCCCUGGUUCUUGGAACCAGUUACCUCCCUGACGCUACUUCCCUGGUUCUUGGAACCAGUUACCUCCCUGACGCUACUUCCCUGGUUCUUGGAACCAGUUACCUCCCUGACGCUACUUCCCUGGUUCUUGGAACCAGUUACCUCCCUGACGCUACUUCCCUGGUUCUUGGAACCAGUUACCUCCCUGACGCUACUUCCCUGGUUCUUGGAACCAGUUACCUCCCUGACGCUACUUCCCUGGUUCUUGGAACCAGUUACCUCCCUGACGCUACUUCCCUGGUUCUUGGAACCAGUUACCUCCCUGACGCUACUUCCCUGGUUCUUGGAACCAGUUACCUCCCUGACGCUACUUCCCUGGUUCUUGGAACCAGUUACCUCCCUGACGCUACUUCCCUGGUUCUUGGAACCAGUUACCUCCCUGACGCUACUUCCCUGGUUCUUGGAACCAGUUACCUCCCUGACGCUACUUCCCUGGUUCUUGGAACCAGUUACCUCCCUGACGCUACUUCCCUGGUUCUUGGAACCAGUUACCUCCCUGACGCUACUUCCCUGGUUCUUGGAACCAGUUACCUCCCUGACGCUACUUCCCUGGUUCUUGGAACCAGUUACCUCCCUGACGCUACUUCCCUGGUUCUUGGAACCAGUUACCUCCCUGACGCUACUUCCCUGGUUCUUGGAACCAGUUACCUCCCUGACGCUACUUCCCUGGUUCUUGGAACCAGUUACCUCCCUGACGCUACUUCCCUGGUUCUUGGAACCAGUUACCUCCCUGACGCUACUUCCCUGGUUCUUGGAACCAGUUACCUCCCUGACGCUACUUCCCUGGUUCUUGGAACCAGUUACCUCCCUGACGCUACUUCCCUGGUUCUUGGAACCAGUUACCUCCCUGACGCUACUUCCCUGGUUCUUGGAACCAGUUACCUCCCUGACGCUACUUCCCUGGUUCUUGGAACCAGUUACCUCCCUGACGCUACUUCCCUGGUUCUUGGAACCAGUUACCUCCCUGACGCUACUUCCCUGGUUCUUGGAACCAGUUACCUCCCUGACGCUACUUCCCUGGUUCUUGGAACCAGUUACCUCCCUGACGCUACUUCCCUGGUUCUUGGAACCAGUUACCUCCCUGACGCUACUUCCCUGGUUCUUGGAACCAGUUACCUCCCUGACGCUACUUCCCUGGUUCUUGGAACCAGUUACCUCCCUGACGCUACUUCCCUGGUUCUUGGAACCAGUUACCUCCCUGACGCUACUUCCCUGGUUCUUGGAACCAGUUACCUCCCUGACGCUACUUCCCUGGUUCUUGGAACCAGUUACCUCCCUGACGCUACUUCCCUGGUUCUUGGAACCAGUUACCUCCCUGACGCUACUUCCCUGGUUCUUGGAACCAGUUACCUCCCUGACGCUACUUCCCUGGUUCUUGGAACCAGUUACCUCCCUGACGCUACUUCCCUGGUUCUUGGAACCAGUUACCUCCCUGACGCUACUUCCCUGGUUCUUGGAACCAGUUACCUCCCUGACGCUACUUCCCUGGUUCUUGGAACCAGUUACCUCCCUGACGCUACUUCCCUGGUUCUUGGAACCAGUUACCUCCCUGACGCUACUUCCCUGGUUCUUGGAACCAGUUACCUCCCUGACGCUACUUCCCUGGUUCUUGGAACCAGUUACCUCCCUGACGCUACUUCCCUGGUUCUUGGAACCAGUUACCUCCCUGACGCUACUUCCCUGGUUCUUGGAACCAGUUACCUCCCUGACGCUACUUCCCUGGUUCUUGGAACCAGUUACCUCCCUGACGCUACUUCCCUGGUUCUUGGAACCAGUUACCUCCCUGACGCUACUUCCCUGGUUCUUGGAACCAGUUACCUCCCUGACGCUACUUCCCUGGUUCUUGGAACCAGUUACCUCCCUGACGCUACUUCCCUGGUUCUUGGAACCAGUUACCUCCCUGACGCUACUUCCCUGGUUCUUGGAACCAGUUACCUCCCUGACGCUACUUCCCUGGUUCUUGGAACCAGUUACCUCCCUGACGCUACUUCCCUGGUUCUUGGAACCAGUUACCUCCCUGACGCUACUUCCCUGGUUCUUGGAACCAGUUACCUCCCUGACGCUACUUCCCUGGUUCUUGGAACCAGUUACCUCCCUGACGCUACUUCCCUGGUUCUUGGAACCAGUUACCUCCCUGACGCUACUUCCCUGGUUCUUGGAACCAGUUACCUCCCUGACGCUACUUCCCUGGUUCUUGGAACCAGUUACCUCCCUGACGCUACUUCCCUGGUUCUUGGAACCAGUUACCUCCCUGACGCUACUUCCCUGGUUCUUGGAACCAGUUACCUCCCUGACGCUACUUCCCUGGUUCUUGGAACCAGUUACCUCCCUGACGCUACUUCCCUGGUUCUUGGAACCAGUUACCUCCCUGACGCUACUUCCCUGGUUCUUGGAACCAGUUACCUCCCUGACGCUACUUCCCUGGUUCUUGGAACCAGUUACCUCCCUGACGCUACUUCCCUGGUUCUUGGAACCAGUUACCUCCCUGACGCUACUUCCCUGGUUCUUGGAACCAGUUACCUCCCUGACGCUACUUCCCUGGUUCUUGGAACCAUUACCUCCCUGACGCUACUUCCCUGUUACCUCCCUGACGCUACUUCCCUGGUUCUUGGAACCAGUUACCUCCCUGACGCUACUUCCCUGGUUCUUGGAACCAGUUACCUCCCUGACGCUACUUCCCUGGUUCUUGGAACCAGUUACCUCCCUGACGCUACUUCCCUGGUUCUUGGAACCAGUUACCUCCCUGACGCUACUUCCCUGGUUCUUGGAACCAGUUACCUCCCUGACGCUACUUCCCUGGUUCUUGGAACCAGUUACCUCCCUGACGCUACUUCCCUGGUUCUUGGAACCAGUUACCUCCCUGACGCUACUUCCCUGGUUCUUGGAACCAGUUACCUCCCUGACGCUACUUCCCUGGUUCUUGGAACCAGUUACCUCCCUGACGCUACUUCCCUGGUUCUUGGAACCAGUUACCUCCCUGACGCUACUUCCCUGGUUCUUGGAACCAGUUACCUCCCUGACGCUACUUCCCUGGUUCUUGGAACCAGUUACCUCCCUGACGCUACUUCCCUGGUUCUUGGAACCAGUUACCUCCCUGACGCUACUUCCCUGGUUCUUGGAACCAGUUACCUCCCUGACGCUACUUCCCUGGUUCUUGGAACCAGUUACCUCCCUGACGCUACUUCCCUGGUUCUUGGAACCAGUUACCUCCCUGACGCUACUUCCCUGGUUCUUGGAACCAGUUACCUCCCUGACGCUACUUCCCUGGUUCUUGGAACCAGUUACCUCCCUGACGCUACUUCCCUGGUUCUUGGAACCAGUUACCUCCCUGACGCUACUUCCCUGGUUCUUGGAACCAGUUACCUCCCUGACGCUACUUCCCUGGUUCUUGGAACCAGUUACCUCCCUGACGCUACUUCCCUGGUUCUUGGAACCAGUUACCUCCCUGACGCUACUUCCCUGGUUCUUGGAACCAGUUACCUCCCUGACGCUACUUCCCUGGUUCUUGGAACCAGUUACCUCCCUGACGCUACUUCCCUGGUUCUUGGAACCAGUUACCUCCCUGACGCUACUUCCCUGGUUCUUGGAACCAGUUACCUCCCUGACGCUACUUCCCUGGUUCUUGGAACCAGUUACCUCCCUGACGCUACUUCCCUGGUUCUUGGAACCAGUUACCUCCCUGACGCUACUUCCCUGGUUCUUGGAACCAGUUACCUCCCUGACGCUACUUCCCUGGUUCUUGGAACCAGUUACCUCCCUGACGCUACUUCCCUGGUUCUUGGAACCAGUUACCUCCCUGACGCUACUUCCCUGGUUCUUGGAACCAGUUACCUCCCUGACGCUACUUCCCUGGUUCUUGGAACCAGUUACCUCCCUGACGCUACUUCCCUGGUUCUUGGAACCAGUUACCUCCCUGACGCUACUUCCCUGGUUCUUGGAACCAGUUACCUCCCUGACGCUACUUCCCUGGUUCUUGGAACCAGUUACCUCCCUGACGCUACUUCCCUGGUUCUUGGAACCAGUUACCUCCCUGACGCUACUUCCCUGGUUCUUGGAACCAGUUACCUCCCUGACGCUACUUCCCUGGUUCUUGGAACCAGUUACCUCCCUGACGCUACUUCCCUGGUUCUUGGAACCAGUUACCUCCCUGACGCUACUUCCCUGGUUCUUGGAACCAGUUACCUCCCUGACGCUACUUCCCUGGUUCUUGGAACCAGUUACCUCCCUGACGCUACUUCCCUGGUUCUUGGAACCAGUUACCUCCCUGACGCUACUUCCCUGGUUCUUGGAACCAGUUACCUCCCUGACGCUACUUCCCUGGUUCUUGGAACCAGUUACCUCCCUGACGCUACUUCCCUGGUUCUUGGAACCAGUUACCUCCCUGACGCUACUUCCCUGGUUCUUGGAACCAGUUACCUCCCUGACGCUACUUCCCUGGUUCUUGGAACCAGUUACCUCCCUGACGCUACUUCCCUGGUUCUUGGAACCAGUUACCUCCCUGACGCUACUUCCCUGGUUCUUGGAACCAGUUACCUCCCUGACGCUACUUCCCUGGUUCUUGGAACCAGUUACCUCCCUGACGCUACUUCCCUGGUUCUUGGAACCAGUUACCUCCCUGACGCUACUUCCCUGGUUCUUGGAACCAGUUACCUCCCUGACGCUACUUCCCUGGUUCUUGGAACCAGUUACCUCCCUGACGCUACUUCCCUGGUUCUUGGAACCAGUUACCUCCCUGACGCUACUUCCCUGGUUCUUGGAACCAGUUACCUCCCUGACGCUACUUCCCUGGUUCUUGGAACCAGUUACCUCCCUGACGCUACUUCCCUGGUUCUUGGAACCAGUUACCUCCCUGACGCUACUUCCCUGGUUCUUGGAACCAGUUACCUCCCUGACGCUACUUCCCUGGUUCUUGGAACCAGUUACCUCCCUGACGCUACUUCCCUGGUUCUUGGAACCAGUUACCUCCCUGACGCUACUUCCCUGGUUCUUGGAACCAGUUACCUCCCUGACGCUACUUCCCUGGUUCUUGGAACCAGUUACCUCCCUGACGCUACUUCCCUGGUUCUUGGAACCAGUUACCUCCCUGACGCUACUUCCCUGGUUCUUGGAACCAGUUACCUCCCUGACGCUACUUCCCUGGUUCUUGGAACCAGUUACCUCCCUGACGCUACUUCCCUGGUUCUUGGAACCAGUUACCUCCCUGACGCUACUUCCCUGGUUCUUGGAACCAGUUACCUCCCUGACGCUACUUCCCUGGUUCUUGGAACCAGUUACCUCCCUGACGCUACUUCCCUGGUUCUUGGAACCAGUUACCUCCCUGACGCUACUUCCCUGGUUCUUGGAACCAGUUACCUCCCUGACGCUACUUCCCUGGUUCUUGGAACCAGUUACCUCCCUGACGCUACUUCCCUGGUUCUUGGAACCAGUUACCUCCCUGACGCUACUUCCCUGGUUCUUGGAACCAGUUACCUCCCUGACGCUACUUCCCUGGUUCUUGGAACCAGUUACCUCCCUGACGCUACUUCCCUGGUUCUUGGAACCAGUUACCUCCCUGACGCUACUUCCCUGGUUCUUGGAACCAGUUACCUCCCUGACGCUACUUCCCUGGUUCUUGGAACCAGUUACCUCCCUGACGCUACUUCCCUGGUUCUUGGAACCAGUUACCUCCCUGACGCUACUUCCCUGGUUCUUGGAACCAGUUACCUCCCUGACGCUACUUCCCUGGUUCUUGGAACCAGUUACCUCCCUGACGCUACUUCCCUGGUUCUUGGAACCAGUUACCUCCCUGACGCUACUUCCCUGGUUCUUGGAACCAGUUACCUCCCUGACGCUACUUCCCUGGUUCUUGGAACCAGUUACCUCCCUGACGCUACUUCCCUGGUUCUUGGAACCAGUUACCUCCCUGACGCUACUUCCCUGGUUCUUGGAACCAGUUACCUCCCUGACGCUACUUCCCUGGUUCUUGGAACCAGUUACCUCCCUGACGCUACUUCCCUGGUUCUUGGAACCAGUUACCUCCCUGACGCUACUUCCCUGGUUCUUGGAACCAGUUACCUCCCUGACGCUACUUCCCUGGUUCUUGGAACCAGUUACCUCCCUGACGCUACUUCCCUGGUUCUUGGAACCAGUUACCUCCCUGACGCUACUUCCCUGGUUCUUGGAACCAGUUACCUCCCUGACGCUACUUCCCUGGUUCUUGGAACCAGUUACCUCCCUGACGCUACUUCCCUGGUUCUUGGAACCAGUUACCUCCCUGACGCUACUUCCCUGGUUCUUGGAACCAGUUACCUCCCUGACGCUACUUCCCUGGUUCUUGGAACCAGUUACCUCCCUGACGCUACUUCCCUGGUUCUUGGAACCAGUUACCUCCCUGACGCUACUUCCCUGGUUCUUGGAACCAGUUACCUCCCUGACGCUACUUCCCUGGUUCUUGGAACCAGUUACCUCCCUGACGCUACUUCCCUGGUUCUUGGAACCAGUUACCUCCCUGACGCUACUUCCCUGGUUCUUGGAACCAGUUACCUCCCUGACGCUACUUCCCUGGUUCUUGGAACCAGUUACCUCCCUGACGCUACUUCCCUGGUUCUUGGAACCAGUUACCUCCCUGACGCUACUUCCCUGGUUCUUGGAACCAGUUACCUCCCUGACGCUACUUCCCUGGUUCUUGGAACCAGUUACCUCCCUGACGCUACUUCCCUGGUUCUUGGAACCAGUUACCUCCCUGACGCUACUUCCCUGGUUCUUGGAACCAGUUACCUCCCUGACGCUACUUCCCUGGUUCUUGGAACCAGUUACCUCCCUGACGCUACUUCCCUGGUUCUUGGAACCAGUUACCUCCCUGACGCUACUUCCCUGGUUCUUGGAACCAGUUACCUCCCUGACGCUACUUCCCUGGUUCUUGGAACCAGUUACCUCCCUGACGCUACUUCCCUGGUUCUUGGAACCAGUUACCUCCCUGACGCUACUUCCCUGGUUCUUGGAACCAGUUACCUCCCUGACGCUACUUCCCUGGUUCUUGGAACCAGUUACCUCCCUGACGCUACUUCCCUGGUUCUUGGAACCAGUUACCUCCCUGACGCUACUUCCCUGGUUCUUGGAACCAGUUACCUCCCUGACGCUACUUCCCUGGUUCUUGGAACCAGUUACCUCCCUGACGCUACUUCCCUGGUUCUUGGAACCAGUUACCUCCCUGACGCUACUUCCCUGGUUCUUGGAACCAGUUACCUCCCUGACGCUACUUCCCUGGUUCUUGGAACCAGUUACCUCCCUGACGCUACUUCCCUGGUUCUUGGAACCAGUUACCUCCCUGACGCUACUUCCCUGGUUCUUGGAACCAGUUACCUCCCUGACGCUACUUCCCUGGUUCUUGGAACCAGUUACCUCCCUGACGCUACUUCCCUGGUUCUUGGAACCAGUUACCUCCCUGACGCUACUUCCCUGGUUCUUGGAACCAGUUACCUCCCUGACGCUACUUCCCUGGUUCUUGGAACCAGUUACCUCCCUGACGCUACUUCCCUGGUUCUUGGAACCAGUUACCUCCCUGACGCUACUUCCCUGGUUCUUGGAACCAGUUACCUCCCUGACGCUACUUCCCUGGUUCUUGGAACCAGUUACCUCCCUGACGCUACUUCCCUGGUUCUUGGAACCAGUUACCUCCCUGACGCUACUUCCCUGGUUCUUGGAACCAGUUACCUCCCUGACGCUACUUCCCUGGUUCUUGGAACCAGUUACCUCCCUGACGCUACUUCCCUGGUUCUUGGAACCAGUUACCUCCCUGACGCUACUUCCCUGGUUCUUGGAACCAGUUACCUCCCUGACGCUACUUCCCUGGUUCUUGGAACCAGUUACCUCCCUGACGCUACUUCCCUGGUUCUUGGAACCAGUUACCUCCCUGACGCUACUUCCCUGGUUCUUGGAACCAGUUACCUCCCUGACGCUACUUCCCUGGUUCUUGGAACCAGUUACCUCCCUGACGCUACUUCCCUGGUUCUUGGAACCAGUUACCUCCCUGACGCUACUUCCCUGGUUCUUGGAACCAGUUACCUCCCUGACGCUACUUCCCUGGUUCUUGGAACCAGUUACCUCCCUGACGCUACUUCCCUGGUUCUUGGAACCAGUUACCUCCCUGACGCUACUUCCCUGGUUCUUGGAACCAGUUACCUCCCUGACGCUACUUCCCUGGUUCUUGGAACCAGUUACCUCCCUGACGCUACUUCCCUGGUUCUUGGAACCAGUUACCUCCCUGACGCUACUUCCCUGGUUCUUGGAACCAGUUACCUCCCUGACGCUACUUCCCUGGUUCUUGGAACCAGUUACCUCCCUGACGCUACUUCCCUGGUUCUUGGAACCAGUUACCUCCCUGACGCUACUUCCCUGGUUCUUGGAACCAGUUACCUCCCUGACGCUACUUCCCUGGUUCUUGGAACCAGUUACCUCCCUGACGCUACUUCCCUGGUUCUUGGAACCAGUUACCUCCCUGACGCUACUUCCCUGGUUCUUGGAACCAGUUACCUCCCUGACGCUACUUCCCUGGUUCUUGGAACCAGUUACCUCCCUGACGCUACUUCCCUGGUUCUUGGAACCAGUUACCUCCCUGACGCUACUUCCCUGGUUCUUGGAACCAGUUACCUCCCUGACGCUACUUCCCUGGUUCUUGGAACCAGUUACCUCCCUGACGCUACUUCCCUGGUUCUUGGAACCAGUUACCUCCCUGACGCUACUUCCCUGGUUCUUGGAACCAGUUACCUCCCUGACGCUACUUCCCUGGUUCUUGGAACCAGUUACCUCCCUGACGCUACUUCCCUGGUUCUUGGAACCAGUUACCUCCCUGACGCUACUUCCCUGGUUCUUGGAACCAGUUACCUCCCUGACGCUACUUCCCUGGUUCUUGGAACCAGUUACCUCCCUGACGCUACUUCCCUGGUUCUUGGAACCAGUUACCUCCCUGACGCUACUUCCCUGGUUCUUGGAACCAGUUACCUCCCUGACGCUACUUCCCUGGUUCUUGGAACCAGUUACCUCCCUGACGCUACUUCCCUGGUUCUUGGAACCAGUUACCUCCCUGACGCUACUUCCCUGGUUCUUGGAACCAGUUACCUCCCUGACGCUACUUCCCUGGUUCUUGGAACCAGUUACCUCCCUGACGCUACUUCCCUGGUUCUUGGAACCAGUUACCUCCCUGACGCUACUUCCCUGGUUCUUGGAACCAGUUACCUCCCUGACGCUACUUCCCUGGUUCUUGGAACCAGUUACCUCCCUGACGCUACUUCCCUGGUUCUUGGAACCAGUUACCUCCCUGACGCUACUUCCCUGGUUCUUGGAACCAGUUACCUCCCUGACGCUACUUCCCUGGUUCUUGGAACCAGUUACCUCCCUGACGCUACUUCCCUGGUUCUUGGAACCAGUUACCUCCCUGACGCUACUUCCCUGGUUCUUGGAACCAGUUACCUCCCUGACGCUACUUCCCUGGUUCUUGGAACCAGUUACCUCCCUGACGCUACUUCCCUGGUUCUUGGAACCAGUUACCUCCCUGACGCUACUUCCCUGGUUCUUGGAACCAGUUACCUCCCUGACGCUACUUCCCUGGUUCUUGGAACCAGUUACCUCCCUGACGCUACUUCCCUGGUUCUUGGAACCAGUUACCUCCCUGACGCUACUUCCCUGGUUCUUGGAACCAGUUACCUCCCUGACGCUACUUCCCUGGUUCUUGGAACCAGUUACCUCCCUGACGCUACUUCCCUGGUUCUUGGAACCAGUUACCUCCCUGACGCUACUUCCCUGGUUCUUGGAACCAGUUACCUCCCUGACGCUACUUCCCUGGUUCUUGGAACCAGUUACCUCCCUGACGCUACUUCCCUGGUUCUUGGAACCAGUUACCUCCCUGACGCUACUUCCCUGGUUCUUGGAACCAGUUACCUCCCUGACGCUACUUCCCUGGUUCUUGGAACCAGUUACCUCCCUGACGCUACUUCCCUGGUUCUUGGAACCAGUUACCUCCCUGACGCUACUUCCCUGGUUCUUGGAACCAGUUACCUCCCUGACGCUACUUCCCUGGUUCUUGGAACCAGUUACCUCCCUGACGCUACUUCCCUGGUUCUUGGAACCAGUUACCUCCCUGACGCUACUUCCCUGGUUCUUGGAACCAGUUACCUCCCUGACGCUACUUCCCUGGUUCUUGGAACCAGUUACCUCCCUGACGCUACUUCCCUGGUUCUUGGAACCAGUUACCUCCCUGACGCUACUUCCCUGGUUCUUGGAACCAGUUACCUCCCUGACGCUACUUCCCUGGUUCUUGGAACCAGUUACCUCCCUGACGCUACUUCCCUGGUUCUUGGAACCAGUUACCUCCCUGACGCUACUUCCCUGGUUCUUGGAACCAGUUACCUCCCUGACGCUACUUCCCUGGUUCUUGGAACCAGUUACCUCCCUGACGCUACUUCCCUGGUUCUUGGAACCAGUUACCUCCCUGACUCCAACUCUGAAUCCUUUCUUGCUCUUUCUACCUUCGCUGCUUCCCCUCCCAGGUAUCAGCCGAUGCAGCAGCUGCAGGCCUGCAGGCAGACACCACCACGACUGUGCUGCCGCACUGCUGGCGGGCGGGGAAAGGGGCGGGGAAAGGGGCACCAGAUAUCAGGUGCGUUUGAUGGGAGGAUCAGUGUAGGCUUUUCAAUCGACUUCAUGCAACCCCAUGCAAUCCCAUGCUACACCAUGCUACACCACGCAACCCAAUGCAUUCAAAAAUUAUCCUUCCCCAUGCCUUCGUCUCAGAGGCAUGGCACGGUGUGUCUUGGCAUUCGGAAUGGGAAGGAGUCAGCUGCUUCCCCUCCUGCCCGCCCCAUCACACCCUUACUCACCCUUAUUGUGCCACAGAGGCAUGGCACGGUGUGUCUUGGCAUUCGGAAUGGGAAGGAGUCAGCUGCUUCCCCUCCUGCCCGCCCCAUCACACCCUUACUCACCCUUAUUGUGCCACAGAGGCAUGGCACGGUGUGUCUUGGCAUUCUGAAUGGGGACGAGUCAAUUGCAUUUGGAGGCGCUUCCCGAACCAUCAUUGGAGAUAUUGCGAUGCGCGGUUACCUUAUAGUGUAUGAUAACGAGAAUACAAGGAUUGGUUGGACCCUGGCAAAUUGUUCCUCCAAACCAUGA
Closterium sp. Yama58-4 is the source of this 22551-nucleotide messenger RNA. NCBI's taxonomy places the organism in Eukaryota, Viridiplantae, Streptophyta, Zygnematophyceae, Desmidiales, Closteriaceae. The record is from the annotation of a GenBank genome assembly.